Molecule: messenger RNA, 1010 nt
Organism: Nicotiana attenuata
Lineage: Eukaryota; Viridiplantae; Streptophyta; Magnoliopsida; Solanales; Solanaceae
Exons: 3
Coding region: 142-774 (210 amino acids)
Source: RefSeq, a predicted model, not a curated record
CUCACUUUACGGCGAAAUUCAAAUUAUAUAAAAGGCUCUCAAAUAGGACAAAAUUAACAACAAUAAAUUAAUAUUGCCAAAAGAAGAACGCUCAAAGCACUAAUAAGAUUUUUCAAGCUUUGAUUUGUGUUCAUUUCCAAGAUGAUGAUGAGAAGAUCAGACCGUAAACCUCCACUUGCUAGAUCUCCUGUUGGCGUUCGUACUCGCCGUGUUCUUCAAUCUACUCCGAACGCCAUUCGUACCCCACCAGGUUCUUUGACAAAAACUCAGGUGCCUAAAAGGGCUAGCAGCAAUGUUGAAGAAUGGGAACUUCGUCCAGAGUAUCGUACCAUUUCUUGUGAACUAAGAGCUUUAGCGAAAAUGGUGAAGAAUGAAUUUGGUAAUGAGGAUGUGAAUGCUAUUGGAAACUCUGAAGCAAUGAAUGAAAAGAGAAGUCCUUUAUUUGAAAGGGGAAGGUUUUACGAAGAGUACUCUGCUAGAAGGAAUGAGAGAUUGAAGAGGAAGAAAGGCGACAUAGGAGAUGAGAAGAAACCAGCUUAUGAUUUGGGAGUUAGAGUUGAAUCUUCGAAGAAAAGAGGAGAGCCUAAGGUGUACCAAAGCGCGAGGAACUCAGUUGCUUCUACUCCAAUGGCUGAGAGGAGAGAAACUCCAAGGUACUUCUUGAGAAGCGCGGCUAGUAAGGAGAACAAGAAGCCUCCAUUGCCCGUGAGCAUGGACAAAUUUGUUGGAUUUUCAGAGAGGAAAACUACAGUCAGAAGAGUUAGGAAAAUUUGAGUUGGGAUGAACCUGUUUUACCUCCUACAGAUGUUUGAUUUUUCCAUAGACCUUUUAUUUAUUGAACAAAAAGUAAUAGUAGUACUUUUCUUGAACUUUUGGAUGGAAAAUGUGAUUAGUGCUGUGCAAAUUGAGAAGCACUUGCAGCUUUGAUGUUUGAAGUAUAUUGAAGAAGUUAUGUAACUGAUAGCUUCAGUUUUAUUUUAUGGGUGGUUGUGAUAUGAGUUUUUCUUUCA